Drosophila kikkawai is the source of this 1106-nucleotide messenger RNA. Its product is annotated as NFU1 iron-sulfur cluster scaffold homolog, mitochondrial. Gene Ontology annotation, cellular component: mitochondrion. Gene Ontology annotation, biological process: iron-sulfur cluster assembly. NCBI's taxonomy places the organism in Eukaryota, Metazoa, Arthropoda, Insecta, Diptera, Drosophilidae. The record is from RefSeq and is a predicted model, not a curated record. Gene Ontology annotation, molecular function: iron ion binding; 4 iron, 4 sulfur cluster binding.
UCCUGCCACACGGUCACACUGCAACAGCUGACAGCUGAUUUUACGUUAGUUUUUCAUAAUCACAACGCAAAAUGUCGAAAUUACUAACCGAAAUGGCAAUGAACACGCUCCGCAACACACGCCUCGGCGCCCGCCAGCUAGCACGAAAUUUUGCGGGCAUUGCAUCCACGCGUAACAAUCCCGAACCGGCGCAUCUGAAGCCUGGCUAUGGCUAUGCCCAGGGACACGAGCUCCUGCAGCAGCAUCGGCAAAUGCAGAUUCCGCUGGCGGCCAGGCGCAGCAUGUUUAUCCAGACACAGGACACACCCAAUCCGGAGAGUCUCAAGUUUCUGCCCGGCGUGGAAGUGCUCGGCAAGGGCAAUACCUACGACUUUCCCAACGGGACCACUGCCCACGGCAGUCCACUAGCCAAACUUCUGUUCCGCGUGGAGGGAGUACGUGCCGUAUUCUUUGGCGCCGACUUUAUCACCAUCUCAAAACAGGAGGGGGCCGAAUGGAGCCUUAUCAAGCCCGAGGUGUUUGCCGUCAUCAUGGAUUUCUUUGCCAGCGGACUGCCCGUACUCCACGAGGCGCAGCCCAAUGCCGACACCGAGAUCCUUGAGGAUGAUGACGAGACAGUGAUGAUGAUUAAGGAGCUGCUGGACACACGUAUUCGACCCACUGUCCAGGAGGAUGGUGGCGAUAUUGUCUUUAUGGGCUACGAGGAGGGUGUCGUCAAGCUAAAGAUGCAGGGCUCCUGCUCCUCGUGUCCCAGCUCCAUUGUGACGCUGAAGAACGGUGUCCAGAAUAUGCUGCAGUUUUACAUACCGGAGGUGGAGUCCGUAGAGCAGGUCUUUGACGAUGCGGACAGGAUGAAUGACAGUGAGUUCGAGCGCUUCGAGCGCAAUCUGAAGACCUUGAGGCAACAGGAGCCGAAUGCGGCUGGAGCGGGAACGCCAGCUGGUGGCACCGGCGGCGGCGGUGGUCCAAAUUAGUUUUCAGGAAAAUCCUUUAUAUUCUAGUUAUUUGCGUUGCUAAUUUUUUAGUGAAACCCAUACAUACAUAUGUAUAUGUAGUUCUAUAAAGUUGAUUGUUUAAAUAAAUCUACGGCUUUAAGCAUAAGUUGA